CGGGGGCGGAGACACAAGCUCUAACUCGCUUGGCUGUUUCGGUUGGGUCAGCGGCCUGAGGGACUCACUGCGGUGUGUCGUCGGCCGCCACCUGGCCCGUUGUCGGGCGCCGCCUGGCCCGCUGUGCGCCUACCCUCCCGGCGGGUCGUGGGGGGGGAUUCGGGCACUAGCCGAGCUCCCGCUCGGGUUCCCCGGCCGGUCCGGGGGAUCCGGGCGCCGCUUCGACGGCGGCUUCGCGGGACCCGCGGACCGGGUCGCAGUCCGAGCCCGAAGCGGAGGGCGUCAUGAGGCACCUGCCGUACUUCUGCCGCGGCCAGGUGGUGCGGGGCUUCGGCCGCGGCUCCAAGCAGCUGGGCAUCCCCACAGCUAACUUUCCGGAACAAGUAGUUGAUAAUCUUCCAGCUGAUGUAUCCACUGGCAUUUAUUAUGGCUGGGCCAGCGUUGGAAAUGGAGAUGUUCAUAAGAUGGUGGUGAGCAUAGGAUGGAACCCAUACUACAAGAAUACAAAAAAGUCUAUGGAAACUCAUAUCAUGCAUACCUUCAAAGAAGACUUCUAUGGGGAGAUCCUCAAUGUGGCCAUUGUUGGCUACCUCAGACCAGAAAAGAACUUUGAUUCGCUAGAGUCCCUUAUUUCAGCAAUUCAAGCUGAUAUUGAGGAAGCUAAGAAACGACUAGAUUUACCAGAACAUUUGAAAUUCAAAGAAGACAAUUUCUUCCAGGUUCCUAAAAACAAAAUAAUGAAUGGCCACUGAUGAAAAACCAUCUUAUUCUUAGUUAUUCAUUCACUGUUUUCUAAUAUUUUACUGCUCAUGACUCCUCAGUCGUUCUAUAUUGAAAAUCAGACAUAUUCCUCCAGCUGCGAAUUAGUGUAAACCGUACGGUGUCUUUUAGCACAUUAUGUUUCAACCGUUCAGAUUAAACCAAUCCAUCGCGCUGUGGUACUAAAGUGAUUCAUUUUAAAAAUCAGGAUUCUUUUUUAUGGAAUGUGUUGAUGAAAACGUACCACUAGAAAGGUCUUCAGUGUCUUAUAAUGGAAAUGAAAAUGUAUCUAAGUAUGGGUAAAACGGCAAGUCACUAGACUGGAGAUGAGAGCUAGUAAUUCUCCUGGUACACAGUAGUACGUACAUGCUUGUGUAGCAUGUGCUGCUAAACAGAGGAGGCUUAGCAAAGUAAACGUAUUCAGGGGAGGCUUGGCAGUGGAUUAUAAACCCAAGGGCAAAAGAUCCAGACUUUAUAUUUUUGAUACUUUGUGCAUUAAUAUGUUAUUGCGAACAUGUAGACAUGUGAAUUUUUUUUUCUCUUGUGUGACAUUUCAUCGUGGUUAGUCAUUUCCUUUAUGAGGUCAAAUGGUUGCACUGUGUUCCAUUUUGUCUUCCAGCUGCCUCAGUUCUCAUUGGUCUAGACUCCCCCUCCCUGUCAUUUUUUUGUUUACCUCCUGAAGGUAAAAUGAGUGUUUUUCUAAUCUCUAGGUCUCAUUUUUGUGUUGUAUAACACUUCUCCUUUUUAAGAGUAGACAUUGAAUGUUUUUCUUGACUUUGGUUCUUUUUUCCUUGAAACAAUUGUCCGUGUCUUUUUUUUUUUUCCUAUCUCGAUUAGAAUACCCUACAACUGUUCACUUAGACAAAAGACUGCAUCUAUAUCUACCAUUCCAUCCCUUCACUAUAUAAACAGUGAGUAAGUGCGCAUCCGUAUUGGAUUUUAGGAAAAAUAUCCCUGAAACUUCAUUAGGUUUCCUCAAGUUUAAAUGAGCACACAGCAGUUCAUUUGUAUAUACCACUUUCUUAACACAAAACAUUUGUUUUCCCCCUCAGGAAGCCAUUUAAGAGCCAAUUAAGUUAUGAAAGCUAUUUAUUUUUAAUGUAAUUACAUAUUCCUGAGCAAAUGUAAGCUGUUGUAGCUGUGUACGCACAGUGUAAUUUAAUGCUAAACAGUGCUUGUAGCUUGGGGAAAAGGCGUAAAUAAUAAAGUUUUAGUUACAUAAUCCUCAUACUAUGCAUUUUUUCUUCCUCCUAACUAAGAAGUAAUUUUUGGCUACUCGAGACUCUUAUUUACAUUGAAAUCUUUGGGUAUUUAGGAAAUUGAGAUUACAGAUUGAUUGGGCCUCCUGAAACAGCACAUGGCAUUAUUGUUUACUUAAGCACCCACUUUAGCGUGGGGAAAGGAGCAGAAGUAUAGAGAAGGUAGUUUUAAAAGUAACUCAUUAUAAAUCAUUUUCCCUGAUCUGCGUAAAUAGAGAACAGAUUUUAAGAACGAUACAGAGUAUUUAGAAACACACCUAAAACAUCUGGAGAAAGGGGAAGCAUGGAUAAAUUGAGUUGGCUUGUGUUUUACUUUUCAGUAUAUGAAUUUAUGGCAAACAAUGUAGUAUGUGUCUUCCUUUUAUAAAAAGACUUGAAAAAUGUAACUUAAUGUUAGAGAUCCUAUACUUGAAAGAAGCCGCAAUUACUAAUGGAUUGUAAAGCAAAGAUAAAAACAGACACGGAAGGUGUAAAAACAGAUUUGUGUUUGUUUGAAUAGCCUGCUGCUAAUUAUGUCCUCAUUAAGUGUGUGAAGUCUUUGAUAUUGUCACCUUACAAUUUGAAAAUCAUAUAUUGUAAGGUUUAAGGGUUAGUUAAUAGUGUCUAUACUUAAAGUUUUAUAUUAAGUAUGUAUUAUAAGAAAUGGCAGUAGUACCAUUUUUGAUUAAUCUGAUUUCAGGCCUUGAAAUAAAUCUUAUCUAAGUGAUGGUU
This is a messenger RNA of Ailuropoda melanoleuca (giant panda), 2729 nucleotides long. RefSeq names its product riboflavin kinase (gene RFK). Lineage: Eukaryota; Metazoa; Chordata; Mammalia; Carnivora; Ursidae. The transcript is spliced from 4 exons. Gene Ontology annotation, biological process: FMN biosynthetic process; riboflavin biosynthetic process. Bases 285 to 752 code for a protein of 155 amino acids. The record is from RefSeq and is a predicted model, not a curated record. Gene Ontology annotation, molecular function: riboflavin kinase activity. Gene Ontology annotation, cellular component: mitochondrion.